AUGGCUCAGAGGCUGGCGGCUGCCAGAGGCGGCGUCGACCUGGAAGCCUUAUCCCCCCGAGACGCCAACGCCCAACGGCUACCCAAAGCGACCGAGGUCAAGGCCAAGACGGCUGCGCAGUUUCGCGCCGCCAAGGACAAGGAGCAUCCUCCGCCGCCUCCUUCCGAGGUCCUGGAGCCCAGCAGCUCUGACCGUUCCGACGGAGCUCUUUACCAAGUCGGCAAGCUGCUGGGCAAGGGCGGCUUUGCCAUUUGCUACAGCGGUCAAGAUGCAGCAACGAGGCACAAGUACGCUCUGAAAAUCGUGAAGAGUAGGAUGCCUCCAAAGACGGAGCAAAAGUUUCAAACCGAGCUGCAAAUACAUUCAAAGAUGAAGCACAAGAACAUUGUUCAGUUUUUCAAAGCCUUUUCCUUUGACAAUUGCACCUACCUUGUGCUGGAACUUUGCAACAAUGGCUCCCUCAUGGACAUGGUCAAGCGUCGCAAGGGCCUCACUGAGCCAGAGGUUCGAUUCUACUCUGUUCAGAUAGCCGGCGCCAUCAAGUACAUGCAUGGCAAAGGCAUCAUCCACCGCGACUUGAAGAUGGGCAACAUUUUCCUCGAUUCGCAAAUGAAUGCCAAGAUUGGCGAUUUCGGUCUCGCCGCUUUGGUAGUGACUGGUAGAGACAUGCAAACCAUACGCCGCACCACGCUAUGCGGCACUCCCAAUUACAUCGCCCCGGAAAUCGUAGAAAAGGGGAAGAAGGGUCACGACCACAUGGUUGAUAUAUGGAGCUUGGGCAUCAUCGUGUUCGCCAUGCUCACGUCCAAGCCUCCCUUCCAGUCUUCCACGACAGACGAGAUUUACCGCCGCGCCAGGGAAAGAGACUACGAAUGGCCUGCCAGCGAGGCCUCUCAGAAGUACAUUAGCCAAGAGGCCAAAGACCUGGUCGCCACGAUGCUGCAAGAUGCGGACUGCCGUCCGGAGCCCGACGCCAUCAUUCAGCACCACUUCUUCACUUCCGGCUUCAUGCCCGCGGAGUCGGACAUGACUUUUCGGUUGCGAGAGUUGCCGCCGGAGCGCGACGAGUUCUACGGAGGAAGCCGAAUGAGCGCGGCUGUGCAGGCCGCAUCGUAUCGAAAUCUAAAGGACGUCUGCCGAGAAUGCUGCAUCGGUCCAUGGGCCGAUGCCAACAUCAUCCACUCGCAAAUAUGGAAGGAGAUGGCCCAAGAGGAAAAGGUCGGCCUGACGCCCAUGAUCCCUCUGGCGGAAAAUGUGGUGUACCGGCCGUUCGAAGCAUGGCUGAGGGAGAAUAUGCCCCAGAGAAGCAAGUUUUCGAAUUCUGUUGGUCCGUACACGACCUCGUCGGCUGCCGUGGUCGUGGAGGAAUCGCAAACCGGCACGCAGAGGGGGCCGAGGGGCUUGCUGAGACAACCUCCGCAGAGCUUCGCAGCUCAACAGCGAGCCCAGAACAGGCCUGCCUUGGCGUCUGCAGCCGCGAAAUCGAAUCCUCCGGCCGACGCUUCCGCAGGCUCCAACCAAAUGGCCCGAAGCGGGUCACGACGAGGUGCUGCCGCCACCAGUGCUGCCGCUACCAAGGCUGCCGCUACCAAGGCUGCCUCUUCCCCUGAGGAAUCCUCGUCAAAGAAGCUUUCCGAGAAUCUCGGCAAGGCCGCCGUGCGCGCUCCUGUCCGCACAGCCCUGCCGGCAACCCGCUCAGCUCCGAGCCUGCAGGUCGCCGAGAGGGCGGCAACCAUGAGCUGUGCUCCUCUGCAGCCGCGGUUGAAGAAGCCCAGCUCGUCGUCACCUGCCAGGCAAGCCACGCUGUUCUCGCCCUCCGAGACGCCCGAACAAGUGGCCAACUCGAAGCCCGACGCUAUCCUUGAACGGCUGAGGAGGCUCCAGGCCGAGUUGGAGCGGGCGCUGAACUCGAGAACGAUGGCCAUCAUAUCUCCCAAGACGGUAUCCCCUCCUCAUCCUCACGUUGUCGUCAAGUGGGUCGACUACACCAACAAGUUUGGGCUGGGGUACAUUCUGAACGACGGCGGCGUCGGCUGCGUGCUGAGGGAUAUCCCGACAACCGAAGGCAGCAGCAACGUGAUGCUGCCGCCGGCCGGCGUAUUCAUUCGCGGCGCGGAGAAGCACAUCCUCCGACGGCAAGACGAGUCCUAUCCGGACAGGAAUCAGCCGGUUCCGAUGACGGAGCCGAUCAAGUUUUUCGAAAACAAUGGUGAAAGCGGUCUCUCGGAAGUCAACGUUUCGCCCGAGCAGUUUAGGGUGGCGGUCAACGAGGACGGCAGCGCGGGCAAGAUGAAUCCAGGCAAGGACAUCUACCAGCACCGCAAGCGGGAGAGGAUCAUCUUGUGGAAGAAGUUUGCCAACUACAUGAUUGCCUACGGGCGGGACGAAAUGGCGGCGCUUGAAGAGGCCGAGGGGCAGGGAGCCACGUGUCCCGGACAGAAGGGCAGCUCGUCAGGGCUGGUCACGUUUUACCAACGGUUCGGAGAUGUUGGUUGCUGGGUGUUUGGUGACGGACAUUUGCAGUUCAACUUUCCCGAUCACACCAAGGUCGUUCUCGACGCAACGGGCACGUGGUGCCAUUUCUGGCAUCUUCCGCAGGACGCGGCGGAAAGGCUGGCGUCGACGGGGUCGAUGGGGGCCGCGGCGCUUGACGACCGCGCGACGCUGUCUUAUCCGCUGCAGACGCUGCUGAACUUCCAGACCAAGCCGUCGAGCCGGUCGGCGAGCACGCGCAGGCGGCCAGAGAUUGAGGCCGAGCUGCAAGGAAUCCCGGCGGCCAACGACUUUCGACGCAAGAUUGAGUUCAUCAAGAACGUGGUCAAGGAAUGGGUGGCCAACGACGGCCUGGGCAACAGCUGCAUGAGCAGGGAGACGCGGCUGCGGUGGACGGGCCAUCGCGAGCUGGGCAGCACGACGGGGUCGCAGAAGCAUGUGUGGGUGACGAUUGGCGCUCGCUGGGGCGACAGACGGCUGUCGACGCUGGUUGACCCGCGGAAACCGGGGGAACUGGGCGAGGACGUUGAAAGCGACAGGAGGUGA
Messenger RNA from Ustilaginoidea virens, 3039 nucleotides. RefSeq lists its product as uncharacterized. Bases 1 to 3039 code for a protein of 1012 amino acids. Lineage: Eukaryota; Fungi; Ascomycota; Sordariomycetes; Hypocreales; Clavicipitaceae. Gene Ontology annotation, molecular function: ATP binding; protein binding; protein kinase activity. Gene Ontology annotation, cellular component: spindle pole body; nucleus; cytoplasm. The record is from RefSeq and is a predicted model, not a curated record. The transcript has 4 exons. Gene Ontology annotation, biological process: mitotic cell cycle; regulation of cytokinesis; regulation of protein localization to mitotic spindle pole body.